Messenger RNA from Cryphonectria parasitica EP155, 873 nucleotides. RefSeq lists its product as uncharacterized. The record is from RefSeq and is a predicted model, not a curated record. The transcript is spliced from 7 exons. NCBI's taxonomy places the organism in Eukaryota, Fungi, Ascomycota, Sordariomycetes, Diaporthales, Cryphonectriaceae. The coding region runs from base 1 to 873 and encodes 290 amino acids.
AUGGCUGGCGCUGGGGAAGGGGGGGUCCGGCCUUUUCCCCCCUUCUACCGUCUGCCCAAGACAUGUGUACUCUCAACAAGCAUUUCGUGUGCUGGACAGCAGAACGCUGAGGAUGACCCCAGGAGAAGUUGGGCAACAAAAAAGUUGCUUGAUCGUCACCCAGCCAGGUCGAGCAGCCUAACGACGAGGGAUCCCCUGUCCAUGACGGCAAACAACUUCUACAGAAGACUCUCUCUUGAACGUUACCGAAGCCAACAGCAGCACGUGAGCAGCUCCUUUCCACUUUCCAUAUCAAAAACCUCAAGGACACAGCGACCUCCCUCACCGACUACGAACCUUCCAAGCGAGGUGUAUCCUUGGGCCCGAUACCUGGGCAGCGCCGAUGAGCUUGUUUUCCCAAGCUCUGCGCGUCUGUUUGUGGUGCGCACUCAUCAGUGCAGUACUACGGUAGACGCUGGAGCUCCUUGGUGGAAACAGGCUCCGACACAACAACAGCACAGCACAAAACACAUAACAUACACGCUCGACUCGACGCGACUGUACUGUUUAGCAGAAUGCACCGUUUUGGUCAUCAUUCCUUGUAUCGCCGAUCACUGCCUUCACGCACAGGGACAAGGUGUCCAGUCUGGUCUCUGCUGCUGCACCGGAAGCACGUCUCAUCAUCGCCCACAAGAGUAUCGGGUACCGGCGGAUCAAUAUUACUGUCAUGAUAUGCAUCCUGCAGAAGAAGCAGAGGGCAGCAUGAAUGAGCAGCUUGCGGCUAUCGCUGGUUUCGAAACAGCGGCAGUCCACUUCCGCCCUGCCAUUGCGACACGGACACACUACUGCAACCUGAGCUCGCCCUUCUGCUCUUCUCCCCCAAGUAUCUCUUGA